CCCCAUUCCCUCAGAUACCGUGGUGAUUAUACAUGACAUAGGAGGAGUUUAUGGAUACCUUUAAAACCCUAAGUCUCCCUGCUCGCCAGAUCAUUUCUUCUCAGCAUCCUGCCCAGCAAAGAAGUAACUCGCCAGAAUGAUACCUGGAGGCUUGACAGAGGCCAAACCUGCUACAGCAGAAGUCCAGGAGAUUGCUGACCAGGUCAAAGCACAGCUGGAAGAGAAAACCAAUGAGAAAUAUGAAAACUUCAAAGCCGUUGAGUAUAAAACUCAAGUUGUCGCUGGAACCAAUUACUUCAUUAAGGUAGAUGUAGGGAAUGAUUCUUUCAUACACCUGAAAGUCUUCAAGGAUCUUUCUGGAGAGGAUCAUUUUGAACUUACUGGUUACCAGACUAACAAAACCAAGGAUGAUGAGCUGACCUACUUCUAAGCAGCAAGUUCUAAAGUGACCUGAUUCCUCUCAGUGCAAACAGAUGUGGCCAUCAAUAAAGAAACAUUCUUGAAACAACUGUUUUCCUCCAUUAUUUCUCAAUAUUGUGUCAACAUUUACUUCCUAGACAAUUAUUUAAAAAAACGGAGUAUUUCUUGAAUCUGUGUCCUCCUUUGGCAAGAGCCAUGGUAAUCUCUAUAUCAUUCCAAUUUUUAAUAUACAUGCUGUCAUAUAGAGUAGUGUUCAUGGUUCAGAGUAGAAAUUCUGCAAUAAAUGAUAUCAACUGGAAACCUUAUAAAACCUAUCGCUCAGUUGCAAAUGGAUGAAGGUCCAUCCUACCCUCUCCUUGCUGUAGGUGCUUUGGUGGCUGUCAGGGAAACACACUGAUCCCUUUGGUUGCCUGGAACCCAGAGUGUCAUCUCUGCUUUCAUAUUUGAAAAUUAAAUUUGUAUUUUAUAAGUCAUGUUUUAAAACAAUCGUAAUGUAUAAAGAAGCUGCCCUCUCCCCUCCCCCACGCUUCCCUUGCACUUGAGAGUCAGUUGCAGUGAGUCCCCGUUACCAACAAAUGCUUCCUGGUGCUCACUAGUGCAAACAGUAGUGUGCACUUCCCACAAGGCCAUUCUCCUGCACAGCAAAAAAAACAACAAUCAAGACCAGGAAAUGAACAUUUAUGGCACAGUGACAUCUUGUCCCCAGGUGCUACUCAAGCCUCUCAAGUUGUUAUAAUAAUGUACUUUUUUAUAAAAUGUAUUAAAAACUAUUUUUAAAAUCUCACUGUGGGGCUUCUUCCCACCUUAGACAAGUUAUGUUCUCAGAUGAAAGACAUACACAUGACCUAUGUAUUUUAAUAUGCCUUAGGAAGCGUUAUAGUUGGCAACUAUCUACCCUCCAUAACCCUAGUUAUUACUUGCUAUAUUUCAUCUGGAAUGCCCUUAUCUCCAACAAGACAGCCCUCUGAGCCAUAUUCUCUUGGCCUCUAGCCCAUGGCAGCUCACUCUCCUCCUGCUUCUUCUUCAUGGUCUCUAGCCUGGGGAAACCUAAACCCUGCCUAUGUCUCUUCUCCACAGUUAUUGGCUGCUGGCAUCUUUAUUUACCAAGUAUAAUUAAGUGGGGACAGGGCCCCUCAGGCUAUGUGCAGACUCUAAAUCUUGGAGGCCAGCAUUACAAUAAACGGUAAAAGACAAAACCUCAACAAUUCCCCCCUUUUAGUCCAGAGGAAAUUUGUACUAGUGAGUACCAGGAGGCUAAUAAAAUGUUUUUUUCUCUUAGAUAUAAUUUGAAUACAAUUAUAACAAUUAUGCUAAUUAUAAGGUAUUAUAUACACUUAUUACAUCCAGUCCAUCAUAUUUGACAAUUUAGAUAAAGUAUUCUGUCAUCUAUCCUAACUUAAAGAGUUUAGAAUUCUGUACCUAAAUCAUGUUUGAUUUUAACUUGUAUUACCAUCUGAAAACCAUCCUUUCAAGUCUAGAACGUUUUCUUUAGUGUUAAAAAACUUAAGUUCAAUUGUGAGAUCAUAACUAGUUUUUUACCUUGUCAGAGAUUUGAGAAGGUAUUAAAUAUUAUCUGAAUAUGUAAAAAGCAUAAAGACACAGCUUCCAAAAUUUAAAUAACUGGCAGAGGCAGCUGACUACCUGGACAGUCCCCAAUAUUUCUUAUAAAGUUGUAACAUCUGUGUUCAACCUUCUGGCCCAGAACAUCUGACAGACCUUAAGUGAAGUAGAAAUUAUGAAGGACUAGAUUAGCCUGUAUUGGCAGAGCAUAGCAGUUGAUUAUCCCGUGUCUGUUUGUCCUUUUUGGAUGGCAUUCUGUCUGUAGAUGAAAUUAGGGCAUUUCUUGUUCAAUGGCUAGCUUGUCACAAUUGAAGUAACUCCAUAUGGAGGUAAUGUUCAUCUUCUUCUUUGAAGUGGAUGGAAAUAUUGUCAGGAGCAGACUUGUCUCAUAGCCAAAAGAUUUAUUGUUUGUGAAAUAACAUUAAAUGUUAUAUUUUGUGGAUUUCUGAUGCUUUUGAAGACCAUCUAUCUAUGUAUAGCAUAAGAAUUGUUAAACAUUAUUAUUUCUAGCUAUUUACUAUUUGAGUGACCUUGAAAACACUUUAUUGUAAAUAACUAAAUUAGAAUCUAACAUGCCCAUGAGUUUGACUAUCUGACUUUAACUUGAAUUACUUAAUCAUUUUAAAUAUUUUGAAAUAGCAGCUAUUAAAAGAACUGGGUCUAAGCCUUAUAUUCUUAAAUGAGUUGCAUAGGCAUAAUGCCUAUCUAAAAGAAACAAAAUUAAUUUAAAAUUUUGUAUCAAUGUAUAAAGAUUUCUACCAAUAAAAACCUUAAAC
This is a messenger RNA of Grammomys surdaster, 2756 nucleotides long. Its product is annotated as cystatin-A-like. The record is from RefSeq and is a predicted model, not a curated record. The transcript is spliced from 3 exons. Gene Ontology annotation, molecular function: cysteine-type endopeptidase inhibitor activity. NCBI's taxonomy places the organism in Eukaryota, Metazoa, Chordata, Mammalia, Rodentia, Muridae. Gene Ontology annotation, cellular component: cytosol. Bases 137 to 430 code for a protein of 97 amino acids.